Molecule: messenger RNA, 453 nt
Organism: Plasmopara halstedii
Lineage: Eukaryota; Oomycota; Peronosporomycetes; Peronosporales; Peronosporaceae
Product: 25S rRNA (adenine(2142)-N(1))-methyltransferase, Bmt2
Exons: 3
Coding region: 1-453 (150 amino acids)
Cellular component (GO): nucleolus
Molecular function (GO): rRNA (adenine) methyltransferase activity
Source: RefSeq, a predicted model, not a curated record
AUGGGAGGUCGUCAAGCAUAUCAGGACGCUAGCAUUCUUAGCACGAGCUUUUAUCUCGGUGCGAUUAACACGCAGCUACUAUCGUGUCCAUGGCUAAUUGUGCGUGCUAUUGAUCUGAAAUACCGGCACAAACGCAUAGAGCAGUGCGAUUUUUUCAGUCUUAAGCCCGCUGGCGAAUUUGUGUCCAGCGUGGUACUUAACUGCACCCCUGGAGCUGUAAAGCGUGGUCAGAUGCUUCGAAUGUAUAGGGAACACUUAAUGGAUGGAGGCUUGCUCUUUUUAAUCGUCGCAAGCACGUGCAUUAAGACCAGGAUGACCACACCUGGAACACUUGAGACUACUUAUAUACUCAAAAAAUAUCUCCCGUUCGUUGGUUGUGUUGUUUUUGGACUCUGCCGGACGACCACGUUUUCAAGUCAUCACCAUUGGGUUGGAAAGCUGCAAUGGUUGUGA